Molecule: messenger RNA, 1188 nt
Organism: Closterium sp. Naga37s-1
Lineage: Eukaryota; Viridiplantae; Streptophyta; Zygnematophyceae; Desmidiales; Closteriaceae
Source: the annotation of a GenBank genome assembly
AUGGGCCCUGCUGACGCUGGCGGCCAGGAAAACGGUCCCCGCGACGAGGGGAGUAGAGCCGUUGGCGCUUUGCAGGAGGGGGCGAACGCGGAGCUGGGGGUCGACGCCCAGACGUCUGGCGGGCAGGCGACCGCUGGCGAGAUGAACGAGGAGGGGGCGAACGAUGACGAUGCGAACGGCGGUCACGGGAUCGGCUUCGCGACGCCACGCGACGAGGCGAACGAGGAGACAGCGGCGAACGGGCCGCACCGUGACGAUCAUCGCGGCGGCUCUCCCGCUUAUCGUCGCGAGCUGCCGAUGAGCGACGGCGAGGCGAACGCUCCUGGUGCGCCACAGCCUCUGCGCCGGAGCGCAAGACGGCCCCCGAGCGCAGGGGCUCCGGCGGUGACAAGGACCUGCCCGCGCGCCGAGCCAGCUCGCGCUGCUGGUCCUCGAAGCGGCGGCGGAUCUGAUCAGCGGACGCCGGUGGAGCAACAGGUACGCUCGCAGCAGGGCGUGCAGGAGGAAGCGGACGAGGAGCGGGAUCGCUCUCCGCGGUGCAGUCGCGGCCCAGAGCGCCGAGGAAAUCCAUCAGCGAGCGCUCAGGGCGCUCCACUGCCACAAGAGGAGCCGACGAUGCCGAUCUCCCAGGCGCAACAGGCGGCACCUGUGGCAGCCACUCCGAGGAGCGGACGGGGAAGCACGCGGGGGAGAGGCGGGGGUCGAGGAGCGCGCGGAGGACAGCGGAGUGCAGGCCAAGCGUCCCCCCUCGCUGCCUUUGCUCGCUGCCAUGCUGCCCUUGGCCCCACCGUCUCCAUGCGCCUUCCCCUCCCACCCCUCCCCGACCACUCACUUGUCCGCACCUACAAGGCGGCAGGGCAGCAGCAGGGAGCCAGGAGGAGCAGUGGGAGCAGCGUGGUGAGCGGGAGAGGCGAGCGGUGGGAUGACGCACGGCCUGGGCUGGCCGUGCUGAUCACUGCUGCCGAGUUGCUGGACUACUGCAGGGAGGGCUGUUGCUGGCAGUGUCAAGAUCCCUCUGCUCCUCAUGCGACUGCUCCGACCUUGAGUGCUGCUGCUGGGAGUGUUGCUGCCGGGAGUGUCGCUGCUGGGAGGGCUGCGGCUGGCAUUGACAAGGCGACGAGCAGCUUCAGAAUCCCGCUAAGUUCCCUCCUCAACCCUUGCCAUCCUUACCGCCGCUUUACAUUGUAA